AUGUGGCCUCCUUUCUUCAUAAAAAAGGAGAUAGUCAACUUCAACUGUCGGAAACUCGUGGCCACGAUGCCUCUGUUUGCUAACGCUGACCCCAAUUUUGUGACUGCCAUGCUGAGCAAGUUGAGAUUCGAGGUGUUUCAACCUGGAGAUUAUAUCAUACGAGAAGGAGCUGUGGGUAAAAAAAUGUACUUCAUUCAGCAUGGUGUUGCUGGAGUCAUCACAAAGUCCAGUAAAGAAAUGAAGCUGACCGACGGCUCGUACUUCGGAGAGAUUUGCCUGCUGACCAAGGGACGCCGCACGGCCAGUGUCCGAGCUGACACGUACUGCCGUCUUUACUCGCUCUCUGUGGACAACUUCAAUGAGGUCCUGGAGGAGUAUCCGAUGAUGAGAAGAGCCUUUGAGACGGUUGCCAUUGACCGACUGGAUCGGAUAGGCAAGAAAAAUUCAAUUCUUCUGCAAAAGUUCCAGAAGGAUCUUAACACUGGUGUUUUCAACAACCAGGAGAACGAGAUCCUGAAGCAGAUCGUGAAACACGACCGGGAGAUGGUGCAGGCCAUCGCUCCGAUCAGUUACCCGCAGAUGCCGGCCCCGAACGCCGCCUCCACGGCCACGCCCACCUCCCGCAUGAGGACCCAGUCGCCGCCCGUGUACACCGCCACCAGCCUGUCCCCUAGCAACCUGCACUCCCCCAGCCCCAGCACGCAGACCCCCCAGCCCUCGGCCAUCCUCUCGCCCUGCUCCUACACCACGGCCGUCUGCAGCCCGCCCGUCCAGAGCCCGCUGGCCGCCCGAACUUUCCACUACGCCUCCCCGACGGCGUCGCAGCUGUCCCUGGUGCACCCGCCGCCGCAGCCCCCGGCCCCGCAGCCCCCGCCGCCGCCUCCGCAGCAGCCCCCGCAGCCACAGACGCCCAGCGGCAGCUCCACGCCCAAGACCGACGUGCACAAGAGCACGCAGGCCCUGCACAACGCCAGCCUGAGCCGGGAGGUCAGGCCCCUCUCUGCCUCGCAGCCCUCGCUGCCCCACGAGGUGUCCACCCCGAUUUCCAGACCGCACCCCACGGUGGGCGAGUCCCUGGCCUCCAUCCCUCAGCCCGUGCCAGCCGUCCACGGCGGGAGCCUGCAGGCGGGGGGCCGGGGCACUGUCCCCCAGAGGGUGACCCUGUUCCGACAGAUGUCGUCGGGAGCCAUUCCCCCCACCCGAGGAGUCCCUCCGGCACCCCCUCCGCCGGCGGCCCCCCUUCAGAAAGAGCCUUCCUCAGUCUUAAAAACAGACCCAGAGGUGGAAAAGCCACGAUUUUCUUCAAAUUUAUGA
Myotis lucifugus (little brown bat) is the source of this 1314-nucleotide messenger RNA. It is a transcript of the gene HCN1, whose product is annotated as hyperpolarization activated cyclic nucleotide gated potassium channel 1. The transcript is spliced from 4 exons. Bases 1 to 1314 code for a protein of 437 amino acids. NCBI's taxonomy places the organism in Eukaryota, Metazoa, Chordata, Mammalia, Chiroptera, Vespertilionidae. The record is from RefSeq and is a predicted model, not a curated record.